AAUUCUCACUCCAAAAAUGACAGUCAUGGGAUCAAGGCUUAAGCUAUUGGGGAUCCUGGUUUGCCUACUGGUUCUCCUUGUCAACGUGGAUGGCAGGGGCAAUCAGGAUCACUCGCACGACGACAGAAAACGCCAUGUUCGUCCCCACAAUAUCCAUAGACCGCCCUAUGAGGGUUACGAGUGGUACCACCAUUACAACCGGGAUCCGGUACCGGAGACAGGCACACCGAGGGAAAAGAAAAAGGAACACCAUAAAGCCAGAUCGGGUCAUGCAAAGCAGGGAGAAACUCUUUUGCCCGAGGUUGUGCAGAGAAUGAGGGUCGGGCGAGCCAUGUUCCAAAAGGAUAAGGAAGAACUCCACAAGUGGGAGAUUGAGCGGAACAAAACCAAUAAAGAAGUGGAAAGGCUCUUCCACCACAACAAUCCUGGCAAAGAUAGAUUUAAGUCAGCGAAGAAUUAUCAGCUUGCGGCACAGCUGAUACGGGAUGUGAAAGUAAAUGGCAAAAUAACCGAUGAAGUGAGAGCCCAACUCACUCCUGACAUGAAACCAGUUAUUUUAAAUUUUAGGCACUUCCACGAUCCCGAGUUUAAAAGGCAUCCAGAAGCCCGUCACGCACUAGAUCUCCUAAAAGAAGAGGUUACGAAAAUGUCAAGGACGCACGCCUCCAAGCACAGACGUUCCAAGCAUCAUCACCACUAAACCCAAAUAAUAGAAUGGGCAUCUAAAAAUAAAUGUAGUAAGAAUGGCUGUAUAACAGAUCA
Molecule: messenger RNA, 762 nt
Organism: Drosophila biarmipes
Lineage: Eukaryota; Metazoa; Arthropoda; Insecta; Diptera; Drosophilidae
Exons: 4
Coding region: 17-700 (227 amino acids)
Source: RefSeq, a predicted model, not a curated record